Messenger RNA from Fusarium graminearum PH-1, 381 nucleotides. RefSeq lists its product as uncharacterized. Lineage: Eukaryota; Fungi; Ascomycota; Sordariomycetes; Hypocreales; Nectriaceae. The transcript has a single exon. The coding region runs from base 1 to 381 and encodes 126 amino acids. The record is from RefSeq and is a predicted model, not a curated record.
AUGUCGUCGAAAUUCCACUCUCAAGAUCCCAAUUCAUGCCAAGGGGCAACCGCAGCGCCCACACGGCACGUGAAGCGAGUCAAAGCCCAUGAACAUCGCCAACCAGGGAAUGAAUUGUUCUACCCUCUCAGGCCGAACACCUUCAGGAAGAUACUGAACCCGCCCCUGCUCAGUGAUACGGAUCUUGCAGAUGAUGACGGACACGUUGCCAUCACCUUCAUCAUGGCUCAGAUAGCAUCGCUUGAUGUUGUUUCCUUCAGCGGGGCGGACCAUGCUGAGAAGCUCGGCGUUGGCCUGUUGACAGUUGAUUCUGGCAAGCCAGUGGUUGCUGUGAGGGAUCUGCCAGGCGAUGUUUUCCUGGGGCCUGGGGGUCCAUGUUGA